Messenger RNA from Monosiga brevicollis MX1, 1626 nucleotides. RefSeq lists its product as uncharacterized. The record is from RefSeq and is a predicted model, not a curated record. The transcript is spliced from 5 exons. Lineage: Eukaryota; Choanoflagellata; Craspedida; Salpingoecidae. Bases 1 to 1626 code for a protein of 541 amino acids.
AUGGCAGAUUUGCCCAAGCCUCGGCCCCCACCUUCCCCGAUUCAUCUCAAUCUCUCCACUUCACAAGCCUCCGCGUCGGUUAGCCCGGCAACCCCCAGGCCCAGUGCGGCGAGCACCUAUCCGCCCCGACAUUACCGUAGCGCCAGUGCCGUCGUUAACGGGACAGAGUCUGGCAACACCAACGAUCGCAGUCAUACCGAGAGUAUCCCCACCGAACACCCCAACCAGGCACACUCCCGUCUCUUCAAGUCCCUUUGGUCGGACGUGAUUGGUCACCUGGAGCUUCUCAACACCAGCGACAACGUCUGGCAUCUCAUCUCCCGCCUGAUUCUCGGGGGCGCCUUUUCUGCACGUCACCAAGCUUGCAUCCCUCGCCUUGAACACCUGGCCCAGGAUGCAGAGAAUGAAGACACGCGCCUUUCUCCCGAAGGCCUGAGCAGGCUUCUUCCCUUUAUCCUGCGCCCGGAAUGUUCCGGUGAAAAGUGCCAGCCCGUCACGGGUGGCCAAGCUGCCGACGUCGCCGGCCUCCAACUGCGCGAAGACGUCCUUGAGGGCCUCAUGGGUCCCAUUCUGCUUCAGCUCCUUCUCAUUGCAAAUCUUGUGCAGUUGCUGCCCCUUCUGCCCUUGGGCGUCAGCAUCCUGGUGCUCCUCAUGAGCAGUAAGGAAGACAUUUCCCACUGCGGAGCCCUCAAUUUGAGUGGCUACUUCAGUGCCAAGAUUGACAAACGCGAUUACGGAGGACUACCCAUGCUCGAAACCAUCUUCAUGGUUCUUUUUGACAAAAGUCGCCCUGCGCGCACCGCCACGGUGCACUCGGAAUUGGACAUUCGCAUUGCUGAGGAGCGAUCAGAGCUGCAACUGAAGCGCGAUUUGCACUUGCAGCACAUGCUGGACAUGGCCUUGUUUCGCUCGAACGGUCUUCUGCGAGCCACCCUCAGUGAUGAAGAUGGCGUUGCAACAAAUGCACCCGCAAGUCGUGCUCGCGGGCUGCUUCGCCUGCCUGAGACUGUGGCUCUCAUGCGCCGGCUUUUGCGGGCCCGCGGCCGCCGCGCGACCGAUCUGGACGAGAGCCUGCUCAAGGUCGAAUUGGAAAAGAGCCCCAUCACCGAUGAAGUUCAACAUGCGCUCCGCCAGCGCCGCCUCGAGGAAAUGAAGCGCAUCUCCAGUCGCCUGUAUCGCCGCCUUUGGAACGAUUUCCAGCAUUACAUCAAAGAGAUUAAUCGCUUGGUGGAUGAAGAAAAUAACUCGGCUGCCGCGCAACGGCUCAGGCCGCUCGCCAUUGCCACGUGCAAGGAUUUGCUGCUGCAAGUGGAGUUGCAACGCGUUCUUAUUCACCGGGUUCUUAGUGGCCUCGAUCCUCCCGACGGCCCUUCCCUUGCCAUCGUGCAGCCUGUGUUGACGGCUCGCGACAAAGGCUUGCUCGAACAGGAAGAGCUCGUGACCAGCGUCCUUGAGGAUCUGAAGCAUCUCCCCGAAGCCCGCCCUCGCCCGUCUCUUUCCAACUCUCAGCUGGCGCGCGUCAACGCUCGCAUGCACGCAAACGAAGUGCGCUUUCGCGCUCGCCUACGGGCCUCUGACGCCACUGACCGCAUGGAUGAGGCUUUUUGCAUAGUCUCUCUGGUCUAA